AUGAGCGCCCAAGAUCAGAAGCCCGUCACCGCUGGCCAGCAGCACAGCAGCGGCCCUGUCGACGCCGCCGACCUCGACGCCUGGAAGAACCGCUUCAACGACGUCCUCGCGCGCCCGAGCGAGCACAUCAACUCCAAGUCCCCUGAGGGCUCCGGCAGCUGGUUCGCCGGCUUCUUCGACUGCUUCAACCCCAUCGACACCUGCCUCAUCACCUACUGCCUGCCCUGCGUCACCUUUGGCAAGACGCACCACCGCAUCCACAAGAAUGGCGACAUGACGGGCUACGAGCCCAUCAACACUACCUGCCUGCUCUUCUGCGGCUCGGGCUGCUUCGGCCUGCACUGGAUCCCCAUGUCCAUGCAGCGCCAGAACAUCCGCGAAAAGUACAACCUCGAGGGCAGCUGCCUCGUCGACAUUGCGCUCUCGUGCUGCUGCUGGUGCUGCACGCUCGUCCAGGCCGACAAGGAGGCUGAGCACCGCGAGGGCCUCCUGUCCAACAACGCCGGUGUCCAGCAGCAGUACCAGUCCAACACCGAGAUGCAGUACCCCGGCAAAUAA
Purpureocillium lilacinum is the source of this 558-nucleotide messenger RNA. RefSeq lists its product as uncharacterized. Lineage: Eukaryota; Fungi; Ascomycota; Sordariomycetes; Hypocreales; Ophiocordycipitaceae. The record is from RefSeq and is a predicted model, not a curated record.